UUAGACGCUCAAUAUUUUGUUGUUUUUGAUUUACAUUAAAAAACGAAACAAAUCGCUCUUAAUAAUUACGUUUCAUAUAACGUGGUGGAAAACAUACAAAAUAUAAAUAAUCUUUGAAUCAUUUCUUUACAGGACUACUAUACAACAGUAUGGCUUACGGUAAAGUGCACAGGUUUUUACUGAGAACCAUCGCUAGCCGAGGAGUUCUGACUUUAAAUGAAAGUCAACAAGUUGUAAACAAAUUUAACGAAAAUAAUGAAACAACAAUAGAAGAUUUGGUGACAGAAAUAAACAAUGAAAUAAGAGCACUACAACAGCAAAUUAAAAUAGCCGAUGAUGAACUUACAAAUGAGCAAGUGAUAAUAUUCAUGUCACUUGGUCAUGAUGCAGCAUCUAAAGCACAGAAUAUUUUUUCUGCAACGGAACUUGAGUACUACAGGCUCUUGAUUGAGGAGAUAAUGAGCACGGAAACAAGACAGAUCACUGGGAUUCUUGCCAUGAAUCUGGUGAAUAGGUUGAAAUCUUCCUUUACUAAAACAGAUGGACAGAAACUACUUGAUACUUGGUGCCGCAUGCGUUACUUGGACAAAGAUCAAAAUAAUAAUAAUUAUGUCCUGGGAGUUAGGGCCAUCCACGAGUUUGAGAGCUAUCUUCGGGAAAAUAUGCCAGACGCCAUUGAAGAAUGCUUUUUGUGCAAGAAAAUUGUCUUCAGGGGUUAUAAUUGCCCAGUGGCAUCAUGUGGACAAGCAGUGCACACAAAAUGCCUGAAUCGGUAUUUGCAGCAAGUCAAGAAGUGGCCCUGCUGCAAAGCAGAUUUCGACCAAUCUCAGCUGGACAGGCUGAAUGCAGACAGUUCCAGGCUCACCCAGACCCAAGUGUUGGACCAAUCCAGCCAGCAGUCAGCCGUAUAUGACACCAUCGCAGAGCCUUCUCAAGACUUGACCCAGGAGCAGACGCAAAGCUUGUUCCCCGAGCUUUCUCAAGGCUUGUUGCCCGAGAUAUCUCAAGACUUGUUGGAUGAAUUAUCCCAAGAACCGGCUCCUGAAGAACCGCGAAGAGUCACGCGAAAGAGGAAGAGGAACUAGUCUGGUACAUUUACCUAUUUUUUUUAUUGUAGAUUUUGCAAUAGAAAUUAUCGUUUAAACGGGCUUUUUAUGUUGAUUUGACAUUUUAAUUCGUUGUUUGUUACUCUUAAUUUGUUUUAAGACGUUGAUUAUGAUGUUCGCUUGCAACUCGCA
Molecule: messenger RNA, 1238 nt
Organism: Leguminivora glycinivorella
Lineage: Eukaryota; Metazoa; Arthropoda; Insecta; Lepidoptera; Tortricidae
Gene: Nse1
Product: non-structural maintenance of chromosomes element 1 homolog
Exons: 5
Coding region: 150-1085 (311 amino acids)
Biological process (GO): double-strand break repair via homologous recombination; DNA damage tolerance
Cellular component (GO): Smc5-Smc6 complex; nucleus
Molecular function (GO): ubiquitin-protein transferase activity
Source: RefSeq, a predicted model, not a curated record